Messenger RNA from Diatraea saccharalis (sugarcane borer), 4654 nucleotides. The record is from the annotation of a GenBank genome assembly. NCBI's taxonomy places the organism in Eukaryota, Metazoa, Arthropoda, Insecta, Lepidoptera, Crambidae.
AUGGUUUGCCAACUUGCAUGUCUGUGUUUCAGCACAGUUCUUUGUUUUCGUAAUACGAUUGAUUUAGUAAAUUUUAUGUUAAAGUAGGAUUUGUAUUUUUGUCAUCAAAUAAAAGUACAAAAGUAUUCGUUGAAGUUGCAACUUGUGCUGUGUAAAAAAGAUGUCAUCGGUAAUGUGAGAGCCCUCCAAGAGACUAUAAUUUUUAUUGCAUGAAAAUAAUCAUUCUGUAAAUCUUAUUUGGAAAAAGAAAUAACAAAUAAACGACCUAAUAGAUUUCUUGUUCUCAUUGGAAAAUCGUGCAAUGCUUGACUGAAGACCAUAUAAGAAGGUUUCAGUGAUCAGUAAUUGAAUUGAGAAGCAAUAAGAUUACAAGUUAAACUCUAAUAAGUGUAAAAUAUACCCAAAUGCGAACGGUGACUGAUACCUGUGUAAGGUGGUGUGUGCUUGUGUGAUGGGAGGGGUGGGGUAGACAGUGAGGCGCUCGGGCGCGGGCGCCAUGAACCCGCCGGCGCCCGGCAAGACGGCCACGCGCUCCUCCGGUUACAACCAGAAGGCGCUUGCCGAAAUUCGAAACUCCUUACUACCAUUUGCUAAUAUUGGGAGCUCUGAUCCUCCUGGCUCAUCAGCGGCAAGCACAGUAAGCUCGGGUGUGAGCUCCGGAUUUAGUUCUUCCUCAGGAAAUGGCUUGGAUAAGGAUUUAAAUGUGCUUCCACAGUCCCUAAAUCAGCUUAUAGCUUUAGGGUAUGACGAGGAUCCAGCUGUCAGGGCACUAAAGUUCACGGGAGGACGUUUAGAUGCAGCACUCGAUUACUUGUCGAAACAAACGGAACCUCUCAAUGGAGUUCUCAAAACGAGCAAUUUGAGUGCAUUGAGUACUAAACUCAUAAGGAAACCGAGUUUGGAACGUGAUUUGCACCGCGGGAGUCCAGCGCUUGAUUCUGGGGCGGGCAGUUCUAGAUCGGACAGUCCGCGGCAGCCGGAUGCUCCGCCGCUUCCGCACGAAAAGUUGAGUCGUCAAUACUCGCCUUCGACAUUUUCCGAACCCCCACCGCCACCUCCUCCGAGAUGCCCGUCGACGCCCCCCGUCCCUCCGUCGGUGCAGCAGCUCAUGAAGCGCAUGUCCCCGGCCCCUCCCCUCCCCCCCGCCCGCGGCACGAGCCCAGUCGCAGCCGGCGCCCCCACCCCGCCGGCGCGCCAGCCGAUGAUCGUGCAAAAUGGACCUCAAGUACAACAACAGUUGACUCAACAGAUCCAAGCCUUAAAUAUUUAUCAAACGGGCGGUGGGGGCGCCGAACUUCCACCGCCCUACCCUCUAUCCGGAGUCCCCCCGCCCCCCUCCUAUUCGGUGUCCAUGCAGAAUCGACAGAGUCCCACGCAGUCGCAGGAUUACAGAAAGAGUCCGUCUUCGGGAAUAUAUUCCGGAGGGACGUCGGCUGGCUCGCCGAGCCCCAUCACGGUGACCCAAUCGACCGGUUCGGCGUCGGGUAUGACUCGCCCCACACCUAUUCAGGCGUGGACGGCGAGACAGGCGGUCCAACCUCCCAUAAUAAUGCAAUCGGUGAAGAGUACGCAAGUGCAGAAACCGGUGUUGCAGACGGCUAUAGCUCCGGUCGCCCCGCCGGCUAUCUCCAGUUCGGUCGCCCAGCCGCCCCCGCCCUCGUACGCUAGUUCCAUUCAGCAGAAGCAGCAGUCGCAGACUCCACCGAGCUACCCGUUGGCGCCCAAACCUUCGUCGCCGGGCUCCACGCCGCCGAUCAUCCCCACGGCGACCACGCCCACCGUCCCGACCACGGAGCCCCCCAGUUACGCUAUCACCAUGCAGACUCUCGCCGUCCAACGAGGCAUGCCCAUCCCCCCGCCGCCUUACGGUACUCAGAACGACAACACGACCACCGUCAACUCCCACCAUUCUCCUUUACAUAAAAAAUUCACUAAUAAUUGUGAUAUCAAAGGUGAAACGUCUCAGGGAGUCGGCGAAAUAAAGUGUCCCAAUCAAAAUUGUACUAACAAUUUAUUGAAGGACAGCUGCGUCGCGUCAGGUUCCGACAAGAGUUCGAACGGAUCUUCCGAACGUCGACCGAACAAAACUUUAGAGAAAAUAAGGCACCAGUCUCCUAUACCCGAAAGGAGGAACAUCAGUAAAGAGAAAGAAGACGAAAGACGAGAUUGUAAAGUGAGAAAUUACUCCCCUCAAGCGUUCAAAUUUUUUAUGGAGCAGCAUGUUGAAAACAUCUUGAAAUCUUACAAACAGAGGACUUUCCGACGCAUGCAGCUCGAGAAGGAGAUGAAUAAAAUAGGGCUCAGUCCGGAAGCGCAGUGUCAAAUGAGAAAAAUGCUAUCGCAGAAAGAGUCCAACUACAUUAGGUUAAAGAGAGCGAAAAUGGAUAAAUCGAUGUUCACUAAAAUAAAGCCAAUCGGCGUGGGCGCGUUCGGGGAGGUGACCCUCGUCAGGAAGAUCGAUACUAGUCAUCUAUAUGCCAUGAAGACCCUACGAAAAGCGGACGUGCUGAAGCGAAACCAAGUCGCGCACGUCAAAGCCGAGAGGGAUAUUUUGGCGGAGGCGGAUAACGAAUGGGUCGUUAAAUUAUAUUACAGUUUCCAAGAUAAGGACAAUCUAUACUUUGUUAUGGAUUACAUACCGGGGGGAGACUUGAUGUCGCUGUUGAUAAAGUUGGAAAUCUUCGAGGAGGAGCUGGCGCGGUUCUACAUAGCGGAGCUGACGUGUGCGGUGGAGAGCGUCCAUAAGAUGGGGUUCAUCCACCGGGACAUCAAGCCGGACAACAUCCUCAUCGAUCGCGACGGCCACAUUAAACUCACUGACUUCGGGUUGUGCACGGGCUUCCGGUGGACGCACAACUCGAAAUACUAUCAAAGAAACGAUCACGGGCGGCAAGACUCGAUGGACCCCGUGGACGGGGAGUGGGGCGCGCUGGGCGAGUGCCGCUGCCACCAGCUGAAGCCGCUGGAGCGGCGGCGCAAGCGCGAGCACCAGCGCUGCCUGGCGCACUCGCUGGUGGGCACGCCCAACUACAUCGCGCCCGAGGUGCUGCAGCGCACCGGCUACACGCAGCUCUGCGACUGGUGGUCCGUCGGGGUCAUCCUCUACGAGAUGCUCGUCGGCUCGCCGCCCUUCCUCGCCGCCAGCCCCGCCGAGACGCAGCUCAAGGUCAUAAAUUGGGAGAAAACGCUACACAUACCGGAUGCAGCGAACCUUUCCCGAGAGAGCAAGGAUCUAAUCCUGAAGCUGUGCUCGGGGCAGGAGACGAGGCUGGGCAACCACGCGAGCGAGGUGAAGAACCACCCGUUCCUCAAGAGCAUCGACUUCGAGAAGGGGCUGCGGAGGCAGGUGGCGCCCUACAUCCCCCGGAUCGAGCACCCCACGGACACCUCCAACUUCGACCCCAUCGACCCCAACAAGCUGCGCAACUCUGGCAGCUCCGACUCCAACAAGUCGGACAGUGAACUGCUCGACAACGGCAAGACGUUCCACGGCUUCUUCGAGUUCACGUUCAGGCGUUUCUUCGACGAGGGCUACACGAAGAUCAACCUGGACGACAACGACAACCAGGGCCCCGUGUACGUGUGAACGUUCAGUGAUAUAAAGAGAUACAAUGAGACUAACUUGUAGGAUGUUUUUUACAAAGUGUGUGCCUUUGACUCUCUCUCUAUUUAAAUAUUAGUAGUACUCGUAAACGUAACGAACGCGUAACAUAAUUUAAAAUUAAUUAAAAAAAUGAACCCAACCGUAUUGUUGAUAAUCCCGGUGAUAAUGUUGUAAUAUUGUAUCGUUGUGUAUUUGUAAGGAUCUUAUUUCAUUGUAAUAUAUAUAUGAGUCGGACGGAGGCGCGGCGCCGUGCCUCCAUUCUUGUAUACUAUUUUUGUAACUAGAGAAAUUAUUUAUAUGAGAUAAGAACAAGCUUACUUGAAUUAGCGAAUGAUUUGAUAUUGUCACUAUAUUUUCUUAUGUAUUUAUCGAGGGUAGGUCGUUUGUGUGUGUUGUUUAUAUAAUUUAUGGAGCUAUGUUAGUGGGAGGGCACGCGCGGACCGUGCUCGAUGUGCCUUAUACAGUAAACGCCGACCUUAUACAGUGCCGCACUGGAACACUUGUUUAUGAUAGAUCGACAUCGUGUAGAGUGCAAUACCUAUUUAUUAACAUGAAUCCGAAUCAUCCGUCGUGAUGUGUAAUUUAAUUUAUUUAAAUUGAACCCGUAAAGGUGGUCGUCUCGUACCGUAAUAUACUAUUUUAUAUAGUAAUUUUACAUGAUGUAACAGUGUGUACUCUUAUUGAAAGUGCCAAAUAAAAGUAUUUCUACAUUUUUUUUUUCAUACAGUAAUAUAUUUUUGAAAUGAAUACUGUCGAUUAGAAUCAAUUAAUAUUUUGUUUUCACUAACAAAAGGUAUUUAAAUAAUUUAGCUACAGUAAUUUGGAGAUCCACCGGCUCAUUCACACCCUAAAGCCUGUUUGUGAGGUUUGAAACGGUGAGUGCAGUCGAGUGUUUGAGGUGUUUGUGAGGCCCGAUUGUUGUAUGGCUUGUACAGUUAAUAUAUUAAUGAGUCACUUCAACCUUGAAUUACGUGUUAUUGAAUGUAAAUUGUUUUAUUCACAAAUGAAACGUGCUUAUAAGAAGUAAAUGAAAAUAAAAUGUGGGACUUU